This is a messenger RNA of Cyclopterus lumpus (lumpfish), 4885 nucleotides long. It is a transcript of the gene gpr137c, whose product is annotated as G protein-coupled receptor 137c. Gene Ontology annotation, biological process: positive regulation of TORC1 signaling. The record is from RefSeq and is a predicted model, not a curated record. Gene Ontology annotation, cellular component: lysosomal membrane. Lineage: Eukaryota; Metazoa; Chordata; Actinopteri; Perciformes; Cyclopteridae.
AACGACCCUCUGGGUGGUGAAACAACUUUUUUUGGUGUCAUUUUCCUAUCUACAAAGCACAAACGGGUCAACAAUAUCAAUGCGGAGACCAAACGAAAUACUAAUAUGAGGCUUUAUUAUUUCCUGUCGUAUUUAGUAGCUCAUUCUGCAAGUCACGAUUCACGGAGUGUUUCACUCUUCUGGGCGACGAACAUAGUAUAGAUAAUAAUACGAGUGAGUUUGCAAAUAUAUUGUGCACAAUUAUUAUAUGGCUGUUUUGCAGUCGUUUCCGAAUGUUGCAGUGUUGUGCACGCCAUCGUUUUAAGCUUUUAUUUUGAAGGCCACCGCAGUUUUUUUCCAGUUUGUUAUUGCCUCAGUAAUUUGACGUCAAUUGUUAUGACGUCUCUUUCUCAGUAAGAUACGCCCACUUGCUUCGUUGAGCCAAUGAGAUUGGUGAACCGGUAUGGCUUUAACAACUAUCCAAUCACAAGAAUGCAAAGGGCGGCCACUGCCACAGCUGACAUCAUCAUGAACCAAUGGAGUAAGGGAGCUAUGGAGGUUGGGCGGCUGGGUUAACCAAUGAAGCGGCGCACAUAGAAAGUGGGCGCCUUUCGCUUGGGACAUUUAGCCGUGGAUUUAGCUCGGAAACUGGCUAGAAUCUGUGGCUCCGGAGCCAGCUGUUUCGCGAGCGAAUGAACCUCACGUUGAGCCAAGAUGGCGGUCCACGAACCACCAGUUUCCGUUUUAGUCGAGCGCAAGGGGGGGCGGGUCUAAAACUGCAUCACAGCUGAUCUGGAGGUCCCCCCCCCCUUAAGUUGUUUUUUUGCAGAGAACAGCUUUGCAGAGAUUCACAGAUGGACCUCUCUCUUGUUUUCUUCCCCCCUUUCUUGUUAUUUUUUACCCUAGCGCAUUUUUUUACAACUAGACCCCACAUUUUCUUCAGCCCAGUAUCGGAUUUAAACCCACGCGCAGCUUCACUAUGACACUUAUUUGCUUUUAUCGCACAUCUUCACCCGAAUACACUCGUCUUUUUUGUCAUCCGCGGGGAAUCUAACCCGGGUCUGACCCAGUUGCAGUGUUUUUCCUCUCUUUCUGCCUUCGCAGCAUCCCAUGUGUUAGCGCGAGCGGCCAGUGGAGAUGUUUUCGGAAGGAGAGGAGGUCGAGUCCCACUUGUUUACCUCACUGGAGGAGUCCCCCGGAGCUGCGAUCUCCACGACACUGGAGCUCAGUCUGACUGCCGUCUACACCGUCCUCUACUGUUUCCUGUUCGCCUUCGUCUACCUGCAGCUCUGGCUCAUUUUACACUACGGACACAAGCGCUUCAGCUACCAGAGCGUGUUUCUGUUCCUGUGCUUGAUGUGGGCCGCGCUGAGGACGACCCUCUUUUCCUUCUACUUUAGAAAUGUGGUGCAGGCCAACCGGCUGCAGCCUCUGGCCUACUGGCUGCUCUACUGCUGCCCCGUCUGCCUGCAGUUCUUCACACUCUGCCUCCUUAACCUCUACUUCACCCAGGUGAUGUUUAAGGCUAAAGCCAAGUAUUCCCCAGAGCUCACCAAAUACAAGGUUCCUCUGUGCUUGCUCUUCCUGUGUCUCGGUGUAUUUUUCCUGGUGGUGAAUCUAACUUGUGCGUUGUUGGUGCAAGCGGCUCUGGAGCGCUCUGAAUCUCCGAGUGAUGGGGGUAUCCGACACGCGGUCCUGGCCCGGGUCUUGAUCAACGACAGUCUGUUUGUCCUGUGUGCUGUCUCUCUGGCCGUCUGCGUCUUCAAGAUCGCCAAGAUGUCCUCUGCCAACGUUUACCUGGAGUCCAAGGGGACAUCAGUGUGCCAGGCUACAGCCAUAGGAUCCACGGUGAUCCUGCUCUACACGUCCAGAGCCUGUUACAACCUGGUGGCGGUGGCCCUGCUGCCGCAGGACAGACCCAGUCCCUUCAACUACGGAUGGUACAGCGUUUCUGAUCAGGCUGAUGUGCAGGAGAUCACCGGCGAAGCCUACGUCGCGUUCGGGAUCAUUCUGUUCUUCUGGGAGCUGCUACCUACAAGUUUAGUGGUGGUUUUCUUCCGAGUCCAGAAACCCAACCAAAACCUGGCUCCAGGAGGGAUGAUCAACAGCCACAGUUUCAGCUCCAGGGCAUAUUUCUUUGACAACCCUCGGCGGUACGACAGUGAUGACGACCUGUCCAGAAGCGUUAAUAGUAGGACCGAUCGGGCCAGCCUCCUUUCCACCACCCCCCAGCUGGGCACGUCAAGUUGGUAUGGCUCCAUCCAACGCACCGGGACUCUGGCGGCGGGCGUUGCUCCCACCCAGCAACCGCCGUCUUCCACAGCCCAGCAACCGCCAUCUUCCACGGCCCCUCUCCUCUUUGCCUACGGAAACAUCCAGAGUCACAACCACCACCAUCACAACUACUACUCCACCCCGCAGAACAACAACAACCACCACCACCACCAUCAUCAUCAUCACAGUAACUACUUUUCCACGCCGCAGAAUUAUUACUGCGGCUCGCAAACGUAUUUCUGCACCCCACAGAACUGAGCGGGGUCCGUCCGAAGAGAUUGAAAAAAAACCUAACUAACAACUUCCUGCGGGUUUUUUCGUCGCCAUUUUUCUUCCCCAGAUACAUCCAAGCAGGUACUUCUGAGUGAUAUUCUGAGGCAUUGCUCAGAACCAGGUUGAACCUAAAAGGUUGGUUUGCCAAAUUAUUCCAGAGAGACGUGCUUGCAUCAGUAACUAAAGACAACGCGGUCUUUAAACGGCAUGUAGGGACCAGAACAAAAGCAAGCGCAGGCCAUGGACCACCGUUUUACCACUAAUACGACUACUAAUAUGUCUAAUGCUCCUAAAACAACAAAGACCAAACUUUUUAUGUUAAAACAUUCUGGUCUGUUAGUUUCUGAGACUGGAAUCAUCAGGGACCAGAUAAUUAUCCUUUCCUUGUAAAUUUCAUCCAAUUGUGCUCUGAGGGGUGCCAUGUAGCGGGGUAGCUAACGUGGCUAACGCCAAAGCUGCCAUCAGUCAACUGUGCUGGACAUAAAGACGUUCUAGUCACUCUGCGUUUGUCCAACUGUUAUUUGGGUUGUCGAAACAGGGUUGUGUGACUUUUUAAUGGGCACGCAUAUAUAUACAAACAAUGGUGGUUAGGUCUGAUUUGCCAUUAGCUCUAGUAGCAGUGCAAGCUAGUUUAUUGCCAACGCUAACAGUUAGCGUAAACUUUUAAUCCAUUUCCACCAAGACAAUUCUCAGAGACCUAGCAAAACUGAAAUACAAAAAGCUAACCGAACUUCCAUCCUUCAGAACUGUAUUAUCUUGUCGGCGGCAAAUUACUUGUUUUCAGCGAUUUUAUUUCUGAAGCCACAGAAAUCUAAAAGCUGUACAAACGACGUCGGCAAGCUUGAGACUUUAGCGUGCCUACACAGUACUGGACUUGCAUUCGGUUUGAUAUAUAAAAUAAGCUUAUUGCAGUUUUAAUAGCUGACUGCCAUCAAAGUUUAUUUCAGCGUUCACAAGUAUCAUCCAUGUAGACUGCUUACAGCUGCAGAGUAUAGGCGAAAUGUAUAUAGAGCUGCCAUAUGCGUGUACUUUGGUCCAUCUCAAUAGCACAAGGUCAGUGUGUAAGUGUGUGAAAAAUGUAACCUCCAACAAAUGCAUUGAUAUGGGGAACGAGUGUCAACAGAUGACUUUAACGACCCACUCAGGCUGGAACUAAAUCCACUCAUUCACAAGAACAUACCACUGCAGUCGGAUUAUAUAGAACUGCAGCCAAAUCCAGGUUUACUUCCCCAUAACUAUACAAUGGAAACCAUGUGAAAACCCAAGACAGGGAGGGCCAUAAUAGUUGCUGAAUGUUGGGGAUGCAAAAACAUAUCAUUGAUUUUACCGGGCAAUCGCACCAUCCGUAUCAUUCGGACAGUAGAUUUAAGUAUCAGAAUGUAGCUUUCAUUCCGCAUUGAAGUAGAAAUAAGCCCUGCAGGGAUUGUUGCUGAAACAGACGUUUGACCAAAAACCUGCCGCGUAAUCUGAUCCUUUUGUGAGUUGUGAGGCAAAACUUUGCACUUAGAAGAAGUUCACCGUCAGAGAAAAAAAUAAAAUAAAGGCUUUGGGCCUGAAUGUAGGAUUUUGUCUCCUACCUGUUUUAUGAAUUUUCUUCAAUCAUUGUCUGUAUUCUAUAUUUUUUACUAUUUAUCCUUCGAGAAAGGAAAUAUCAAUGUGCCAUCGCAUUCUGUCAUAUCUUAUCGUGUCAUUCCUGAAGGAAAAUAUCUUUGCACAAGAGACGGUUGGCGUUUUUUUUUAAUUGAUUUCUAACCCAUUUUUGAGUCUGAGUGUGUGUGACCUUAAAGCUUAGGUUUUCCAGUUUGCUUUUAUACAUUUUGAUUUUACAGAUAAUUUUCUCUCCUAUUGUUAUUCAUUAUCUCACACAUUUUAUGAAUCUCUGUAAGCAUAUUUCACUUGACCCAGUUCUCAGACCCAAAUCAGUGUCCCCAUCUGUGCCGAGUCAGGACUGAAGGGAACAAUGCUACCCAACACCUCGGUACUUAAACUGAUUUCAGCGGUUGUGAAAUUCAAUCUGUAAAUGAUGUAAACUCUGAAAACAAAAACUGAAAUACAACCAUGGAACUAAAGUUGUUGGGUCCAGCUGUUCAGAAAAAUCCACAUCUGCAGCGCAUGCUUCUGCAUCAGAGUGCAAAGAGCUCCGUGCCAUGUUUUCUUUCCACGGUGAUAUCAUUUAUGUAACAAUGUGGCUCUUAUCAGCUAUACAAUGGCAAUUGUUUUUAAUUGUUUCAUGUUAUGUAUUGGUUCAACUGUGGCCAUACUGAAUGUACCGAUUGUGCGACAGAUCACUAACGAUGUAUGCAAGAAAAGCACUACCAUGUUGAAAUAAAGGCCUACUGCACUGUUUUUAAGACAAAGG